CGUAAUGACAGCCGUAUUUCUUUCAAGGAAUGAUGGAUGUCUACACAUUGCUGUGGAUAUAUUACUAUUGUUCUUUAUUAUUAUUUGAAAGUUAUGGACAUAUCUGAUGUUCAAUAAUGUGAAGAAUGUAAAAAAAACAUAUUCUGUUGUUCGGACUGCGACAGGGCAGCUAUAUAACUCCCUGAUUGUCUACCAUAGAUGCACUGUUCACUGAUACUCUCUGCUCUUCACCAUGCACUCGUUAUACUCUAUCCUUGCCAUUGUCUUCACGGUGUACAUGCAGCCGACAUCUGCUCAGGCCCUGUGCGACACUGUUGGCUGCCUCAAUGGUGCCUGCGUCCUGCCACCAACUGUAGUUGUCCCCACGUGCAACUGUACUGCCGGUUUCCAGUUGACCCUCACCGACCCGAAUGUUUGCAUCAAUAUUGACGAGUGUUAUUACUUCAAUUACCUCUGUGGGGUGAGUUAUGAGCCAUAUCUCCGCAGGUAUGUCUCGAGUGGGAGAUGUGUCGACAAGCCAGGCUCAUAUGAAUGUACGUGCAACCCCAACGUGGCCCUGCCAUCAUUCGACAACAAGACCUGUUUCCCACUGCCUUUUCAACAACCUCAACAACAGCAACAGCAACAACAACUACAGCAACAACAGUUCUAUCAACGUCUGAUAUCCACGCUCCUGCUCACCCAGUCUGAAUUAUAACAUGUAACAUCAUAAAAUGAUUACUGCAUGUAUCUUGAAGCUUCUAUAAUUAUAUAUUCUCGUGUAAAUUGAAUUUUUAAUAAAAUAUGUUUGUUGUGA
This is a messenger RNA of Haliotis rufescens (red abalone), 796 nucleotides long. Its product is annotated as thrombomodulin-like. The transcript is spliced from 4 exons. The record is from RefSeq and is a predicted model, not a curated record. Lineage: Eukaryota; Metazoa; Mollusca; Gastropoda; Lepetellida; Haliotidae. The coding region runs from base 233 to 697 and encodes 154 amino acids.